UGGUAUCACGAGAGUGCGACAAACGACUUACACACGACAUACGAGUAAGCCGCGCGAGACUUGGGAGAAUUCAUCUGCUACCUUUGGGAUUAGCUCCAUAACUCGGGAGCACAUAAAUUUAUUUGUUUUAAUUUUCAAAUCAAUAGUGUGUCAAUUUCUUGACAAUGUCUAAUCGUGACAGUAAAUCCAGAUUAUAUAAAAUGAUAUAUGGACAUGGGGAUAUGUGGGAAACAUUUCUUAGUGGUAUGGCUGAGUUAGUUGGUACAGCAAUGCUAGUAUUCCUUGGAUGCGGUGGAUGUAUUGGGAGUUUGGGAGUUGUCCCGUCGCAUUUGCAAAUAACUUUGACUUUUGGUUUUGCCGUUAUGAUUGUUAUUCAGUGUUUCGGUCAUAUAAGUCAUGCCCACGUGAAUCCCGCAAUGACGGUUGGAUCUGUGGUACUGGGAAUGAAAUCAAUAUCCGAAGCUACUGUGUACAUUGUGGCACAAAAUCUCGGUGGUAUUUUGGGUUACGGACUACUCAAGCUCAGCACACCAACUGGUUUAUUGUCGAACGGUGAUCCAGAAGCUGCUUCGACGUUUUGCGUAACGAUGGUAAACCCAAAAGUUUCAGGUGCACAAGGUUUUAUGGUGGAAAUGAUGGCAACGAUGACAUUAAUGUUGAUAGCAUGUGCAGUUUGGGACAGACGUAAUGCAUCCAAUACAGACUCAACUGCAAUAAGAUUUGGUCUAGGUGUAACUUGUCUCGCUACUGUUUUCGGACCAUACACUGGCUGCAGUAUGAAUCCAGCACGAUCUUUUGCUCCAGCCAUUUGGAAUAAUUCAUGGUCGGGACAUUGGAUUUAUUGGUUUGGUCCCAUUUCCGGUGCUGCGAUAGCUUCUUCUCUUUAUCGUCUGGUUUUCGGUAUCAAAGCUGAUAGCCAAGACAUACUAACAUCCAUUCCCGAGAGUAUUCAUCUGAAUUCUACUGAUACAGACAAAUUUGAGAGGGCUUGAUGCAAUUUUGAGAAUUUGAAACUAAGGUUUUAAAGUUCUCUGUAGUUUCGUGCAAGCAUCUCAAGCACGUAAAACAGAGUAAACAUGAUCAAAGAAGUAAAGCGAAAGUACACAACAAUAUCUCGAAAGUUUAGUCUUCCACGCAUCUUCUCUCUCAUCUGAGUAUAAGACAUUAUGCAAAGGAGAUUAUAAACGGUUGAAUCAAUAAAUACUCUGAUAAUUUUGGUGAACUAUAUUAUAUUAAUAAUAAUAAUAAUAAUAAUAAUAAUAAUAAUAAUAAUAAUAAUAAUAAUAAUAAUAAUAAUAAUAAUAAUAAUAAAUUUAACAAUAUUAACUUAUCAUUAUAUGUGUCAUUUGUCUCUUACUGUAAUAAAUUUGCUGAAUGAAUGCAAAUUAAAUCCGGAGUGAAUUCGGAGCCGAUGACUGUUUAUUUAUUUAAUCCCCUGGGAGUGAAUGCAGAUUGAAAUAAAAUCCAGACCACUCCGAAUUCACUCCCGAUUUUUUACAGUGUAUUUAAGUUUUACUACAACAUAUUUAAUUUAUAAAUAAAUCCUUAUAUAUUUUAUGUAAGUUAAUAAACCUCCUUGUAAAUUUUUUUUAUGUAUACUCAAAUAAAUAUAUUUUUUAACAUA
Molecule: messenger RNA, 1624 nt
Organism: Microplitis demolitor
Lineage: Eukaryota; Metazoa; Arthropoda; Insecta; Hymenoptera; Braconidae
Product: aquaporin AQPcic
Exons: 5
Coding region: 165-992 (275 amino acids)
Biological process (GO): transmembrane transport
Cellular component (GO): plasma membrane
Molecular function (GO): water channel activity
Source: RefSeq, a predicted model, not a curated record